Chanos chanos (milkfish) is the source of this 1620-nucleotide messenger RNA. RefSeq names its product histamine receptor H1 (gene hrh1). Bases 1 to 1620 code for a protein of 539 amino acids. The record is from RefSeq and is a predicted model, not a curated record. Lineage: Eukaryota; Metazoa; Chordata; Actinopteri; Gonorynchiformes; Chanidae. Gene Ontology annotation, molecular function: G protein-coupled serotonin receptor activity; G protein-coupled acetylcholine receptor activity. Gene Ontology annotation, cellular component: plasma membrane; dendrite. The transcript has a single exon. Gene Ontology annotation, biological process: chemical synaptic transmission; G protein-coupled receptor signaling pathway, coupled to cyclic nucleotide second messenger.
AUGGAGACCACAACUGUGUCAUAUUCAAUAGAUGGUCCGUUGAACGAGUCUCUGCAUGACCAGUAUGGCUCUAGUGGAAUAGCACAUUUGAAUAUCUCUGUUUCCUUCCAGUAUCAAAUGAACAAUGCCAUACUGGGAAUGCUUCUUGGAACACUGUCCUUGCUCACAGUAAUCAUGAAUAUCCUGGUCCUUUAUGCUGUGAAACGGGAGAAGAUAUUGCAUUCAGUAGGAAACCUCUAUAUUGUCAGCCUUUCUUUGGCAGACCUCAUUGUUGGAGCCACUGUAAUGCCCUUAAAUCUAAUCUAUUUGCUUCAAGAAGAGUGGAAAUUAGGCCGUGUUUUGUGCCAGUUCUGGCUUGUUAUGGAUUAUGUGGCUAGCACAGCUUCCAUCUUUAGUUUGUUCAUUCUGUGCUUGGACAGGUAUCGCUCUGUAUGCCAGCCUCUGAAUUAUCUGAAAUACCGGACACGUGGAAGAGCUACUCUGAUGAUAGCUGGUGCAUGGCUUUUAUCCAUGACUUGGAUCAUUCCCAUUCUGGGAUGGCGGACAUUCUUUCAUGUUGACAAGAAACCAGAGAUGGAAAACAAAUGUGACACUGACUUUCGUUUUGUUACAUGGUUCAAGGUUCUUACAGCUGUCCUUAACUUCUAUAUACCCUCCCUACUGAUGCUAUGGUACUACUCACGGAUUUUCAUUUCUGUGCGAGAGCAUUACAGACAGUGGGAGAGCCUCACUAGCCCGGUGGUUUCCAUAGACAAAAAUGGAACCGUUCCAGAUAAAAUACAACUGAGGAGACCCUCUGACAAUCCACCGUAUAAAGACAAUUUAGUAUUACAAACAUAUUCACAAAACAAAACUAUACUGGAUCAGUACACUUUGGAACAGCCAUACAGUUCAAAGGAUAAAAAUGAAGAGGACAACACUGAGCUAUGGUCUGAGAGGAUGACAAAGAGUUGUGUCCACCAAGACUCAUUUUUCAACGUUUCAAAGCGUAUGAAAAAACCUACAGGAGAGUCAGAGGAGCGUUCUCCCACAAGCCAAGGAGAUGGUUCUGUUAUGGGAACACCUUUGAAGGAGUCAACUUUACCCCUCAGUUUCUUGCAAUCAGAUGAAAACACUGAGCUCAAAAUGUUUGUAUCAUUGAGUGACUGUAACGUGAUGGUGCCAAACUCUGUUGCUCAUGUUUGUGAAAUAGUGCCUGCCACCAACGUUCACAAAUACACCACCGUACUCAGUAAUGACGAUUUCCGACGAUCGCUUGCAUCACCAUGGGCUGAGGGAACAAACCCCAAACUGGAUACCACCAAUGCACUCACUCUUAAACAAACGUGGCAGAAAUUCUGCGCUCAGUCUAAGCAGUGUGUCCAAAACCUGCGCAUUCACAAAGAGCGCAAAGCCGCUCGGCAACUAGGCUUUAUUAUUGCAGGAUUCUUGGUGUGCUGGAUCCCAUAUUUCAUAACCUUCAUGGUCAUGGCUUUCUGUAAUGACUGUGUUCAUCAUGACCUUCAUAUGUUUACAAUAUGGCUGGGCUAUGUCAAUUCCACUCUGAAUCCUUUCAUCUAUCCCUUGUGCAAUGAAAAUUUCAAGAGAGUUUUCAAGAAUUAUUUUCAUAUGAACCAAUGA